AUGGAUUUAAGCAACCUAGAAUCGAGUGAGGACGUCUUGUUAGGGGACACAUGUGUCCCUGUCGUCCCCCCAUCGCUUUUGACGCCCGCACCUGCCAUCGACUUCGGCUUCCAUCCCAAACUUCCGAUCCUCGCGGUGGGGAUGGUCACUGGUGAGGUGGCCAUUUAUGAGUAUAAUGGUAAUGAUGUGGUGCAAAAGCCACUCGUCAACGACUUUGCGUCGUGGGUUUUCGGGCGAAACAAACUCUACGACGAGUCCAAAGUUGUGGUCAGCGAAACAGACUUCAGCAUGCGCAUGCACCCUCACGGCGGGAUCACCUCGAUGGAGUUCACGGACGACGGCUCCUAUUUGGUGUCGGCGAGCAGCGAUCGGACCGUUUCUGUGCUCGACUGCGUGACCUCCCGCCUCGUAAUUCACCUCACCGCGGAUUCAACCGACGAGGCAGCGCGAAAAAAACGUUUGAAGCCUCAACACUCAAAAAAAUCCUCGGGGAUGGCGACGAAAAACGGGAAAUCCUCGCCCAAGACCCCUUCCGAGGGCUACAAGUUGACGCCGAACCCUCACAAACACGGCAUUUCAUCACUUUGUGUGUGUGAUGAGAACCUCGUGGCGACAGGGGAUGACAACGGGCUGAUUGCGGUUUGGGAUAUGCGAGAGCGGCGGCCGGUCCACGUUUACCACGAACACGGCGAUUACGUUUCGCAGCUUGUCUUCUUCACAGAUGUACAGGAGCUGCUUUCGAGCAGCGGGGAUACCUGCCUUGGCGUCUAUGACAUGCGCGGCGGCCGCAUUCGUGAUUAUAGUGAGACUCGGAAUGAUGAAAUCAACUGUUUCGCUUUUAUUAACAGCAGUGGGUCAAACAGGGAUACGUUCACCCCAAGUAUUAUCUGCGGUACCCCGUCAGGAAGCUUGCCGGUUUGGAAGUAUGGUUCCUGGCGCCGCCCGUACGACGUCUUAGAUCGUCAUCCGCGUGAAUGUGAAAGUAUCAUUAGUUUUAAUCGCGAAGAUUCAGUGAUGGCGAAUAAUAUCGUAAUGACCGGCUCCUGCGAUGGACUUGUUCGUGUAAUCGAAAUGUACCCAUUGCGGCGGAAUCUCUGUCAACUUAGUGCGCGAGAUUACACCUACUCACACGCCAACAACAUCUCAUCGUCUUCUAAAGGAACGGCUAACUCUUAUCAUAAUAGCAAUUUCAUCGUCAGGAGGCAGCGAGGGCAUGAAGGAAUCACGCGAAUGCAAGUAUGUUCUGACAACCAGAUGCUGGCGGUAGGAGGCGACGACAAUAUCAUCGACUUUGUUGAUAUUCGCUUUUUAAACGACGAAAAGUUGCUCGAUGCGCUGCGGAGCAAGACGGAGCGGCGGCACAUGAGCGCCCUCCGAGGGAUCGAGCUCGACGCCGCAGCUGAAGAGGAACGCAAACAACGCGAGGAGGAAACUGGCGAUGUCACGGAAGACGACAGCUCAUCAAAUUUCAGCGACUCCAGUGAUAGUGAUGCGUCGGAUAUGGACUCCGAGCUAUCGAGUGAAAAGGAGCGGCGGCCGAAAAAGCGCCAAAAACAGCGGGACGACGAUGUGAAGGGGAAAUCACGGAGUGAGAAACGCGACGCGACUGCUACGGACGACGAAGUGAAAUUAGAUCCGAUGGAGGAACUGCGUUUGUCUAGACAACAAAAGCGAGAGCGCGUUGCGGCCGCCAAGUGGUUAAAGGAGGAAAAGCGAAAGAAAAUCAACUUCACAUUCGAGAAGCGCCGCCGUCGUGUAGGCGGCUUUUUCAGUGAUAUGACUAGUAAUACUGAAUAA
This is a messenger RNA of Phytomonas sp. Hart1, 1797 nucleotides long. NCBI's taxonomy places the organism in Eukaryota, Euglenozoa, Kinetoplastea, Trypanosomatida, Trypanosomatidae. The record is from the annotation of a GenBank genome assembly.